Molecule: messenger RNA, 2076 nt
Organism: Monomorium pharaonis (pharaoh ant)
Lineage: Eukaryota; Metazoa; Arthropoda; Insecta; Hymenoptera; Formicidae
Exons: 2
Coding region: 817-1359 (180 amino acids)
Source: RefSeq, a predicted model, not a curated record
UUGGCAGGGUCCUCAAAUCACUCACUCACUGAUUUUAAGUUAAUUUAAUAAAAAAGCUUUAUUUCUCUGCUGUAGUACAAUAGUUGCGGUCGGCGAAGGUGCCGCGUUGUGUUACACUGAGAGUAGAUUAGAUACGGCGCGUGACUCGAAGAUAGCGCUCGAGGCUUUGCCGCGGCUAAGUCCCGAACUCUUUUGUCUUACACUCGUACGGGCCGUACGUAUCGGCUUGACUAUCUGUCACUGAUCCCGCGGGCCGCUGUUCGGCAGCAGCUUAAAUAAUGUCGCGGAUUUGAUUAUUAGUGGGGGCAUCGGGCCCUCCGCAUGACCAUAUAUGGUCAUUACCGCGCGCAUCCGGCGCGCGGGAAAUAUUCGCGAGCUUAGCAACAAUUGCCAAAAUGCAUUUCCGGUGGCAUGAUUGUUGCUAAGCUGGCUUCGCUACAUUCCUUAAGGUGGCUGGUGCCUUGACCAGUGCGAUGCCGGCAGCGCACGAGGCAUAUGUCACCUGACACCUUGUGAUAGCGAGCCUUCCUCGGCGAGCUAUAUGAUAAUUUUAAUAUUCUAGUUUCUUUCUUUUAUAAUAUAAUUUUAUUGGUUGCGAGUGUUUCGCUCACAACACGAUGCGAUGCGAUAAUACACUGCUAGCGGGAAUAUGCGGCGGUAGCCCGUCAGGCUUGGGGGUCGAUCGCUCACUCUAAAUAUUAAUCACUGAAGUACUUUUUUUGACGGACUCACACAAAACACUAAGCUCGAUUCCGGCACGUGAAUGCGUUCUACCGAUCACGCGUGGCUUUACACGGAGAAUCGACGACCUUACUGAUGUGGAAGUUUCUCGAUGCCCGCUCUCGGCUCUCGUUUGUCUACGGGCUUCUCACCCUUUGUUUAAAUUUUUCUCGUUUAUUUUGCUCGGACGGCCAGGACUCGCUAUUGCGACUUGGCAUCGGCGGUAGUCGACUCGGAAAAGAUCGAGCAAGGAAUUCGCCCAAUGCUGCUUUCCAUUUAUCUGAAAGUGAGACUGAGUCACUCAGUAAUGUUAGUAUUUUAUACUCAGUUAGUGACGUCAUUACUCAGUUAUUUAAAGCAGUGCUCGGAAUUAGUUGCACAUUUCGAGCCGAUUCCCGAGGCACCGCCUGCUAUACCCCCAUUACCAUUCUAGGCUCGACGGCCGAGCCGCCGAUCGCGCGUAUGACCUCGUGUCCUGCGAUUAAAAAUUUCCUUGCGGGUGGAUCCAGGUAUAGACCGAGAGCUAGCUACAUAAAAAUAGCAUCAAUAAGCAUCGUGGAAUGUCUUCUAUCUAAAAAGAGUCCUUUGGUAUUGCCGAACACUAAAUCGCCAGUCUGCCUGAGCGGUCAGGAAGAUUAAGGGUGGGGGAGGGCGGGCGGCUAAAGAUAACAAAUUUCAUGAUAAAAAAAGAAUAAGAUUCAAGCAUAAAAUCUGCGGGAAUGUUUAGUGUUUAUUGAAACAAGAUGUCAUAAUUUUUGGCAGACCGUUUCCUGGAAGAGAAAGUGUCGGCAGAAAAAUUAGCAGUAAAAAAAAUCAUAAGAUUCAAGGCUAAAAAUUAAUAUAAUAAUUGUUUAUACGUUUAGAAAACAAUGUGCAAAAAGGCAGAUUGAAGAGUAAAAGAUAACAUCGAGACAGAGUGCGAUAAAGAGCGCGAAUCGUAGUUCGGGUGAUCGCAGCGUGCGCUUGCUGCGCUUAGCAAAUAAUAAUAAAAUAAUAGCAGAGAAUAGCAGAGAAUAAUAAAAUUUAAGCCAAAAACUUGCGCUACCUCCUUAAUAAUUUUCAAAUAAGUUCAAUAAACCAAAGCAGAACAAAAUUCAGAUGCUAAUAUAUUCGUAGAAUUAAAUGAACGUAGUGAGUGCUCAUAAUAAUACGCAAUCUCAUGAUUUUGCCAUUCUCUUUACACCGAAGUAUUCAUUUUUUUAAUCAUUUUCUAAACCUAGAUGUGUGAGAUGAACUUGUAACCAUACACCACAGACGCACGCUAAUUGACUUUUAAUUUUUUACUUUUUAAAAAUAAAUUGCAACGAUGAUUGUAUAGAUAAUCAUCGAUAAAAAUUUGACAGUAAAAAUUCAAUG